Molecule: messenger RNA, 1617 nt
Organism: Linum trigynum
Lineage: Eukaryota; Viridiplantae; Streptophyta; Magnoliopsida; Malpighiales; Linaceae
Source: the annotation of a GenBank genome assembly
AUGGGAAGCCAUAGGAUGGGAGAGACAGGUUUAUCAGACUCGGGUCCUUCGACUCAUCACCACCACCACCACCAUCUCCCUUACGCUCUUCUCCAUGGAAUGAAUCCUUCGAGCACCGCUUUCAUGAGCCAUCAGGACCCAGCCUUUGAUUUUGGGGAGCUGGAGGAAGCAAUCGUGUUGCAAGGAGUCAAGAUUAGGAAUGAUGAAUCUAAAGCACAAGCUGCAGAAGCUGCAGCAGUGGGAGGUGGUGUAUCAGCAGCAGCUUUAUUCACAGAAGAAGGAGGAAGACCUUCUGCUUCCACAACACUUGAAAUGUUCCCUUCAUGGCCAAUGAGAUUCCACCACCAACAACAACAACAACUCAAUACUCCCAGAGGGAGUUCAAGGUCAGGAGGGGAAAGCACGGAUUCAGGGUCAGGAGUAAACACAAUCUCAAGCAAAGCUGAAGCCUCAGCUCAUCAUCAUAACCAUCACCAUAAUAAUAACAUGGAGCCAGAAUCACCCAUCAGUAGAAAAGCUGCGUCUUCUUCCUCGGAUCAUUACCACUUCCAACACCACCAAAUGGAUCAAUUGGCAGUCAGCAAUGGCGGAGCAGGCCCUUCUUCCUCUUCCCACCACCACAUUCAGCAACAGAAUCUGUCAGCUGACAAGCCACCCAAUGAAAAGAGGAAAGGCAUAUCAUCAGAGAAGCCGCUUGAUGCAAAGACAUUGAGGCGUUUGGCUCAAAACAGAGAAGCAGCAAGGAAGAGCCGACUGAGAAAAAAGGCCUAUGUGCAGCAGCUAGAAACCAGCAGAAUAAAGCUCAGCCAGCUGGAACAAGAGCUUCAAAGAGCCCGCCAGCAGGGUCUCUUCCUCGGUGGUUGUAGUGGAGCUGGUGGCAGUCUUAGCUCUGCGGCGGCGAUGUUUGAUAUGGAGUACGCGCGGUGGCUGGAGGACGACCUCCGGCACAUGUCGGAGCUGCGGGCGGGGCUCCACGCGCACCUGUCGGACAGCGACCUGAGGAUCACCGUCGACAGGUACAUUUCGCACUACGACGAGAUUUUCCGGCUGAAAGGGGUGACGGCGAAGUCCGACGUCUUCCAUCUGAUCACCGGCGUGUGGGCGACGCCGGCGGAGAGGUGCUUCCUCUGGAUGGGCGGCUUCAGGCCCUCGGAGCUCAUUAAGAUGUUGAUUUCACAAUUGGACCCGUUGACGGAGCAGCAGGUGAUGGGGAUAUACAGUCUCCAGCACUCGUCACAGCAAGCAGAGGAGGCGCUCUCCCAGGGUCUGGACCAGCUCCAGCAGUCCCUCGUCGACACCAUCGCGGGAGGGCCGGUCAUCGACGGGAUGCAGCAGAUGGCCGUCGCCUUGGGGAAGCUCGCCAAUCUCGAGGGUUUCGUUCGCCAGGCUGAUAACUUGAGGCAGCAAACGCUCCACCAGCUCCGGCGGAUCUUGACCGUCCGGCAGGCUGCGCGGUGCUUUCUGGUGAUCGGAGAGUACUACGGCCGGCUGCGCGCUCUGAGUUCAUUGUGGGCAUCUCGUCCCCGAGACACGUUGAUGGGAGACGAGAACUCGUGCCAAACGACGACGGAUCUGCAGAUGGUGCAGCCUUCGCAGUCUCACUUCACCAACUUCUGA